AUUUUCAGGACUAAGCUGUAAAUGAAUGAAUGGUGGGCAUCAGAUGGUGGAUACACCUGGCGUUUAGUUGCGCAGUUUGUGGAUGAUGGUCGUGUUUCGUUCAACCGGGCGUGUAUAGAUCUGGAACCUUGGCAAAUCGUCUCAUACACUUUGUCCGUUGCUUGCUUCUUCAUCUGGUUACGGAAACUGCUAAAAGCAGACCGCCCUCUUUCCGCCCGUAUUCGUGCUGUGAUUUUUUCCGCAUUUCGGACGAUACCGUGGGUAAAUGCACAAAUAAAAGAAGAAAUGGAAAAAGCAAGAAAAGAUCUUGAAGAAACGAUACAUCAAUACGACAAGAGAAAGGAGUUCUACAAGUUCUUGCCUGAGCAAGGGCUUACAACUGUUAGCAUAGUUCAUGAGGCAGAAUUAUACAAAACAAUGAAUGAGUUCUCUUUUUACGAAGGUCGCGUUUCUGGCGUAAUCUUUGCUGAUUUCGAUGAAGAACACCGAGCAUUGCUACAAAAGAUUUUUGAGCUCUUCGUAUAUUCGGAUUCUGUAUAUCCUGAUCUUUUUCCCGGCUGCCGGAAAAUGGAAGCAGAAAUUGUGCGGAUCGUUGCUUCACUUCUUCAUGGUGGGCCUGGCUGUUGUGGAACAGUUACUUCCAACGAUACAGAAAGCAAUAUGUUGGCAUGUUUUGCUUAUCGAAAUCGCGCGUCUGCUCGUGGAAUCAGGCAUCCAGAAAUGUUGGUACCAGUAACUGCUCAUGCUGCAUUCGAAAAAGCAGCGAAAGUAUUACGAAUACGUAUUCGCCAUAUUCCCGUUGAUAAGAACCAGCGAGUUGAUGUAGGUGCAAUGAAGCGCGCUAUCAGUAAUGAAACUUGCAUGCUCGUGGCAUCAGCCCCAAACUAUUCAUUCGGUACAAUCGACGACAUAGAAGCAAUUUCUGAGUUAAGCCAACGAUAUGAUGUUCCUUUGCAUGUUGAUGCAACUCUUGGUGGCUUUAUCCUGUCCAUCAUGGAACGAUGUGAUUUUAGAGUUAAAUCCUUCGAUUUUCGUGUACCGGGUGUUACAUCAAUUUCUUGUGAUGUCCAAAAAUAUGGUUUUGCUCCAAAUGGAACAUCGCUAAUAUUGUACCGCGAUUCCUCUCUGCUUCAUUAUCAGUACUUUUGCGACGUUGAAUGGCCUGGUGGCAUAUAUAUGACACCCACUUUAGCUGGUAACAGAGACGGAUGUGCAAUAGCUUUAACAUGGGCUACUUUACUUUACAACGGAAGACGAGGAUAUACAGAACGAACGGAGGCAAUCAUUAAUGCAGUGCGUGAGAUACGAACAGGUAUUGAGAAAUGUCUGCACAUACAACUGUUAUGUGAAUCAGAUGUUACAACUGUUGUUUUUACGACAAGAGGUCUCGACGUUUACGCCUUAGCUGAUCGCAUGAAUAAGCUAGGAUGGGUCUUGUCUACUCUUCAAAAUCCACCUGCAGUUCAUAUAUGUGUUACAAUGAAUCACACGAAGUCAGGUGUUGUGGAAAAUUUCCUUCGCGAAUUGAACAUGGCAUGCGAAGAUCUGGUGUCAAAUCCACAAUUCAGCCAUCACUCAAGAACUGCUGCGAUCUACGGUAUGGUAUCCGUUGUACCAGAUCUAGUAGAGGAAAUAUCUCACAUGUAUCUUGAUAGCUGCUAUGCAGUGCCACUACCAUUAACUGGUCGUACGCUGAGUGCUGAGGGAAGAAAAAAAAGCCUCAUACCGGAUUAAAUUGGAUAAUCGACUUCUAAAAAUGAAUAGAGUGUACUUCAGAAAUAUCCCGACAAUAAUAAAACAGUUAGUUUUAAAUUAAGAAGUAAAUCAAAGUAAAUAUAAUCACAUUUCAUCAUUAUGUCGAUUAUCGCUAUCUUAUGCUGUCAUUCGUGGCGAAAUCUUCAGUAUUUUUUAUAAUAUUCUACGAAUGGAAUUAGAAUAGCGAUAAUGCUUUGGUACAUUUGGGAUAUGCAGUAUUUUUGGAACUUGUCAUCAUCAGAUGAUUCUAUCAGUUUAGUUCAAUGUUUAGAAUUGUAUUAUUUUACCUCGUAUUUUAGUAUUCGUUUUCUCUUUUUCCUCAUAAUUUGAUCAUUUAGACGGUGCGAAGUAUAAGGGUUUUAUUUCAUUUUCUGUUUCGCUUAUCACGUGUAACAUUGCUACUUCAUAUAUAUUUGUUUAAAUUUUAGUUUUAAUUAAAGUGAUUCUAUUUGGUUUGUUGGUCGAAAUGUCAUUAAUCGGUGAAGAAUUCCCUUAAAUUUUAGAUCUUUUGCUCAUGUUUUAUAUGCUUUAGAAAAUAUGGAAUAUGAUUUCUG
Messenger RNA from Loa loa (African eye worm), 2309 nucleotides. RefSeq names its product sphingosine-1-phosphate lyase 1. Bases 22 to 1734 code for a protein of 570 amino acids. Gene Ontology annotation, cellular component: endoplasmic reticulum. Gene Ontology annotation, molecular function: sphinganine-1-phosphate aldolase activity; pyridoxal phosphate binding. The transcript is spliced from 11 exons. Lineage: Eukaryota; Metazoa; Nematoda; Chromadorea; Rhabditida; Onchocercidae. Gene Ontology annotation, biological process: carboxylic acid metabolic process; sphingolipid catabolic process. The record is from RefSeq and is a predicted model, not a curated record.